AUGCCUGAGUCUCCUCAUAGCCCCCCAGCAGCCCGUCAGACCCCGGCCAGCAGUCUCCUCAGUCACACAGACAACAGUGCAGGAGAAAAAGCUGCUAAUGGGGACACCUGCAGUGGAGUGAAUGCUGAAAACUGGCAGAAUCUCCACCAUAAACAGAUGUUUUUAGCAAUGAUGGCUUCUCAGCAGAUGCAACAGAUCCUGUCACCAAACCAGCUGCAGACUCUGAUCCAACAGAAACAACAAGCCCUCAUGCUCCAGCAGCAACAUCUGAAAGACUUUUACAAGAAGCAGCAACAGCAGAUUCAUCUGCAGUUGCUUCAACAGUCCAACAAGAAGGCCAAAGAGCUCCCUGCACAGCAGCUUGUCUUCCAGCAGCUUCUCCAGCUUCAUCAGCAGCAGCAGCAGCUCCUGCAGGUUCAGAGACCGGUCCUGUCCUCUCCUGCUCUCUCUCCAGGAGGUUUCAGUCCUGCAGAGAUGAUGCAGAUAUGGAAAGAGCUCACAAACGAAAUAAGUGAAGAAAAAACCUCAUCAAAGAUUCACCAGGAGUCAUCUUCUAACAACAUAAUGUCAGCCAAAGUCUCAACAAAAGUGAAGGUGGACCAGCAGCAGACUUCUCCUCCUCGCAGGGCAGAAUGUGCUGUUAAAGCUGAACAAGCUGCCACACAUGCUCUCUACAGUCACGGUGUGUGUAAUUGGCCUGGGUGCGAGUGGGUGUGUGAAAACAUCAGCCAGUUUAUGAAACAUUUGGGCAGUGAGCAUGCUCUGGAUGACAGAAGUACAGCGCAGUGCAGAGUCCAGAUGCAGGUGGUUCAGCAGCUUGAGCUUCAGCUCUGCAAAGAACGGGAUCGUCUGGGAGCGAUGAUGGCUCACCUUCACCUGCCAUCUUUAGAAGCUCAGUCUAUCCCUUCACCUGCGGGUCUACAGUCUCCACAGUCUGAUGCAGCAGCUGACCCAUGUGAUCUACAGCUCAGCUCAGUCUCCGUCACCAAUAACCUGCCCUCGAUGAGCCCAUCAGACUCAUCUCACAUGCCCCUGCAAGCUUUGGGCGGAUACCUGAGCACACCAACUCAGGGGUGCGAGGAAAAGUCACCCUCUCAGACGUCCUGUGCGGGGGCCAUAAGACGUCAACAUCACCCUUUGGUCUACUUGCUGUCUUCAGAAGAUGAAUACGAGCUCUACAAGAACACGGAUAUCAGACCACCAUUCACGUAUGCAACCCUGAUAAGACAGGCUAUAAUGGAAACACCAGACAUGCAGCUAACACUCAACGAGAUUUACAACUGGUUCACGAGGACGUUUGCUUAUUUUCGACGAAACGCAGCUACAUGGAAGAACGCAGUGAGACACAACCUGAGCCUGCACAAGUGUUUUGUGCGCGUGGAGAACGUAAAAGGUGCCGUGUGGACGGUGGAUGAGGUGGAGUACCAGAGGAGGAGGUCUCAGAAGAUCACAGGGAGUCCAUCGCUGAUGAAGCACGUCUCCUCUGGCCUUGAUUUUGGGACUGUUCUCAACGCUGGUCUGAAGACGGCACUGGCUGAGGCUUCGUUGCCAGGAUUUAAGAGGGAAUGUGUCAGCAGAAACUCUAAGAAUCAGAUAAAGGAGAAAAAAGCAGGAAACAAGAACAGCAUCCAGCAUUCUCUUGGACUUAAAGAUGAAGCGCUGAAGUUGAUAAACCGAGAAUCUCUAGUGUCAAAAGUGAAACCAGCCGACCUUCAGGACAAGAUGGAAAAUGACCCAGACAGUUUGUUUGACCUUAAAGAAGUCUGACUUAAACAACCAUAAACAAGGAAGUUAAUAAAUCUUUUAAGA
This is a messenger RNA of Cheilinus undulatus (humphead wrasse), 1809 nucleotides long. RefSeq names its product forkhead box protein P2-like. Gene Ontology annotation, biological process: regulation of transcription by RNA polymerase II. Lineage: Eukaryota; Metazoa; Chordata; Actinopteri; Labriformes; Labridae. The record is from RefSeq and is a predicted model, not a curated record. The transcript has 15 exons. Gene Ontology annotation, molecular function: DNA-binding transcription repressor activity, RNA polymerase II-specific; RNA polymerase II cis-regulatory region sequence-specific DNA binding. The coding region runs from base 1 to 1767 and encodes 588 amino acids. Gene Ontology annotation, cellular component: nucleus.